AUGGCCGCCUCAUCCCUCGUGUGCGCCUUGGCCACCCGGCUGCUCCGGCCCGCACGGAACUGCUGCUUCCGCCACCGUCCGCUCCACCUCUCGGCUGUUCGAAAUGAAGCUGUUGUCAUUUCUGGAAAGAAGCUCGCCCAGCAGAUCAAGCAGGAAGUGCGGCAGGAGGUGGAGGAGUGGGUGGCAGCCGGCCACAGGCGGCCGUACCUGAGCGUGGUCCUGGUCGGCGAGAAUCCUGCAAGUCACUCCUACGUCCUCAACAAAGCCAAGGCUGCUGCCGACGUGGGAAUCAGCAGUGAGACAAUUUUGAAGCCCGCUUCAGUUUCAGAGGAAGAACUGUUGAACUUAAUCAGUAAACUAAAUAAUGAUGAUAACGUUGAUGGCCUGCUGGUUCAGCUGCCGCUCCCUGAGCACAUCGAUGAGAGGAAGAUCUGCAACGCUGUUUCUCCAGACAAGGAUGUCGAUGGCUUCCAUGUGAUUAAUGUGGGGCGACUGUGUUUGGACCAGUAUUCCAUGUUACCGGCUACCCCGUGGGGCGUGUGGGAAAUAAUUAAGCGAACCGGCAUUCCCACCCUAGGGAAGAAUGUGGUUGUAGCUGGAAGGUCCAAAAAUGUUGGGAUGCCCAUUGCAAUGUUGCUACACACAGAUGGGGCGCACGAACGCCCUGGAGGUGAUGCCACUGUUACAAUAUCUCACCGAUACACCCCCAAAGAGCAGCUGAAGAAACAUACCAUUCUUGCAGAUAUCGUGAUCUCUGCUGCAGGCAUUCCAAAUUUGAUCACAGCAGAUAUGAUCAAGGAAGGAGCAGCCGUCAUUGACGUGGGAAUAAACAGAAUUCAGGAUCCCGUCACUGCUAAACCCAAGUUGGUUGGAGAUGUGGAUUUUGAGGAAGUCCGGAAAAAAGCCGGUUACAUCACUCCGGUCCCUGGGGGCGUUGGUCCCAUGACAGUGGCGAUGCUAAUGAAGAAUACCAUUAUCGCUGCCAAAAAGGUGCUGAGGCUGGAAGAGCAGGUGGUACUGAGGUCUAAAGAGCUUGGAGUGGCAACUAAUUAA
Molecule: messenger RNA, 1053 nt
Organism: Pipistrellus nathusii (Nathusius's pipistrelle)
Lineage: Eukaryota; Metazoa; Chordata; Mammalia; Chiroptera; Vespertilionidae
Source: the annotation of a GenBank genome assembly